Messenger RNA from Pocillopora damicornis (cauliflower coral), 2604 nucleotides. Its product is annotated as UDP-glucuronosyltransferase 2C1. Gene Ontology annotation, molecular function: UDP-glycosyltransferase activity. Lineage: Eukaryota; Metazoa; Cnidaria; Anthozoa; Scleractinia; Pocilloporidae. The record is from RefSeq and is a predicted model, not a curated record.
ACUGUUUUGAUAAGGAUGCCCAAUCCUGCUUACUACGCUUUUUUGGCACUUUUAGCUCUUACGCUAGAAAUUAACUCAGCUUUUUCAGCGCGAAUAGCUGGUUUCCAUACUACAGGAGGAUCACAGUACAUAAACACCAGAAACAUUCUAGAAGAGUUAGCAACUCGUGGACACGAGGUUGUAAUGGUUGUUCCAUCAUCUUUUGAUAAAAUCAAGCCGAGUAAGAAGGUACCUCACAAGAUUUACCAAGCACCUUAUAAACCAGGCUUCUUAGAAGAUACAGUAAUACCCCUUGAACUGGAAGGAAAAAUGAUGGAGGUACUUUUCAAGAUGAGCAAGAUUCAGGAAACAUUAUGUGAAAGUGCACUAAACUCCACUGAAGUUCUCAAGGAAUUGAAAAACUAUGAUCUUAUCAUCUAUGAUAGCGGAGCAUUCUGUGCGGCGUUAAUUGGUGAACUCCUCAAGAUUCAGCGCAUUGAGCUGUUCCCUUACCCCCCUAACAGUCCAGAUGCCUUUUAUCACAUGAUACCCUCGCCAAUUUCUUAUGUUCCUCAACUUCCUACGGGAUUUACUCAUAAAAUGACUUUCAAGGAGCGUUUGAUGAAUCUGGGAUCAUACAUUGGCGAGAGACUGUUUUUGAGCAUAGUCUAUAACAGACCAAUGAAUGCUCUAAAAAUGAGAUACAACAUUACGCCUGAAAGAAGCUUUGAGGGGGCUGUUGCUGAUGUAGAACUACUUUUAAUCAUGGCAGAUUUUGCACUGGAAUACCCACAACCUCUGUUGCCAGGUCAUGUUAUGGUUGGACCACUAAAUGUCAAAGAUACUCAACCCCUCCCCCCUGAUUUAGAAGAGUUUGUCAAUAAUUCAGGGGGUCAUGGUUUUAUUAUUGUUUCCUUUGGUUCAAUGGUGGCUUCAAUCCUUCCAAGAGAGAAAGUGGAUAUGCUAGCUGAUGCAUUUGGAAAACUGAAACAAAAAGUUGUGUGGAGACUUAAAGGUUAUAUCCCAUCCUCCCUUAAAGCAAACAUCAAAGCAGUUCAAUGGUUACCUCAGAAUGAUCUCUUAGCACACAAGGACAUCAAAGCUUUUGUCUCCCAUGUGGGACAUAACAGUUUGUAUGAGUCAGCAUACCAUGGGGUCCCUGUGGUAGCCUUUCCAUUGGGUGGAGACCAGGAUAGCAAUGCUAAGAAAGCUGAACAUUUUGGCCUUGGUUUAAUUGUUGAUCAUAAAAACUGCAGUACGCAACAACUGUUUGAAACAAUUGAGAAAGUUGUAGGGGAACCACGAUUUAAAACAAAAGCAAUGCACAUCUCUGGGCUUUUGAAGGAUCAUCCUUACACACCUCUACAAGAAACCUGCAACUGGAUUGAGUAUGUAGUCAGACAUGGUGGAGCCAGACACCUCAGAGCUCAAGUGUUUGACAUUCCUUGGUACCAGUACUACUUACUUGACGUCAUAGCUUUCCUUGUUACUAUAGUAACCUUAGUUGUCCUGGUGAUAAGAUUCAUAUGUAAGUGUUUGUGUAGAGUGUGCUGUAAAAAGGGCGACACCAAACCCAAGAAGGAGUAAAACUGUGCUCUAUGUUGUGAUGUUAUGUGACGCUUCCUCUGAGUGUUAAGUGAAAUUUCAACCCACUCAUUUCAGCACGUAACGUUUUUAUACUGUAUUAUGACACUUUGGGACAUAAUCUUUAACAAAUUAGUAAUAUUAGGUCAUGUGAUGAUAUGGAAGAAAAAACUAGAUAUGGUUUACUCCUUCAGUAUCGCCAACUAGAAUUUAGAAUUUUUUUUCAUGUAUUUUAAGAAUAAUAGUUAUAGUGUAUGGUAUUUAUCAAAUGAUGUAUUUAUUUGUUGAUGCAUUAGAAUUGACAAUUGAGAUGUACACCAAGUAUUUAACUGAAAGUAUUGUUAUUAACCAGAGCCUCAAAGGCAAAACUUGCUGUUGAAGUUCAUGAAUUAUAAAAAGACAUUUGUCAGAAAUUGAGCAAUUUUCGGUCAAAUUCUGUGCACCUAUGAUUAUUAGUUUUAUCACAAGUCUGCAACAUGCAGUGGAAGACCAUAUGCAGACACAGAGGUUACAAAUUGAACUUCUUUGAGGCAGAAUGAUGUAAGAUUGCUGCUCUGGUUCAUAUCAUAUGACCUGUGAAGGCAUAAAUAGUACAUGCAUUAUGUAUGCUUACUUGCUACAGAACCUUGAUCUCCUUCUGCACAUGGCAAAUAGUUUUGUGAUUUGUUGAACUUCUUCUUUCCUGAAGCCUCUUGUAAUCAAGUCUUUAAGGAUUUACAUGCAACAGCUAAUAUUUAAGUUGUUAGAGUGAUCAAACACCAAAUUUUUGUAACAAAUUUUCAGGGAAAUGUGUAGCAGCUAGAGGGGACAAUUAACAAUCAGAUCUUGAGAGUUAAAGGGUGAAUGAGAUGAGUACAACUUGUCUAAUUACCAACACACUUUCAUUGAUACAAGUACAAAUCAAGUUUUUAAUGAUAAUUUCAAUCACACACAAUUAAAAUUUACAGCAUUAUGAACUAAAAAUACAACUAGGCAAUUGCUUAAACGAUCCCAACACCAUUUACACAAUAAUUAACCCACAGAUAUUAUAAAUAUAUAUUU